AUGUUGGACUCGUUUGAAAUCAUCACGACCUCAGGUGUUGUUCUCUGGUCAAGGUCAUAUGCGCCGGUCGGCGCACAUAUUGUCAACGAUCUUAUCAGCACCGUCUUUAUCGAAGAGAAGAUUCACUUGCCGGACUCUGGCGCGGAGGGCACAGCACACCAGCAAUACAAGAAAGAGAAAUAUACCCUAAGAUGGACCAGGUCUAAGGAUUUAGGAUUGCUCUUUGUGGCCGUUUACCAGUCUCUUUUACACCUAAGUUGGAUUGAUGAGCUACUUGAAAAUACUAAGACUAUUUUCAUAGAUCUUUAUAAGGAACAGCUGAAGGGAUCUAAGCACCGGGUGGUUGAGUACCCGUUCGAUCCAUAUUUCGACCAGCAGCUCCAGGAGCUGGAGAAUGCGGCUGGAGCGCCCACCGAAGAUGGGCCCCGUAUUAUUGUGGAAGAAAAGAAAGACUCGUUAGCCCACGCUGACACUGGAGGCCCACCUCCGCCACCAGUUCCGGGUCUUUUGCCUGCGCAGCAUCGUGCUGCACAGGCGCCGGUGGCGUCGAAGGAUAGUACGCCAUCUAUGUCCCCAGGGACUUCUCGGUCCGGAUCCCCUGCUCCAAGCCACCUUAUAACUGGAAAAAUCGGGCCCGGGGGCCGCGUUUCAAGACGCGCGCGCAAGGCCGCGAACACUGCUCCGAAUGGUGAUUCUCCCAAGAAAGGCAAAGCUACCAAAGGUGGGCAGAAGAAGAUGAGAAAAUGGGGCAUUGACGGGCUCGCUGAGGAGGAUGAUGGGGAGGUCCUUGACUAUUCAGCCACCAACACUAAUGCUACGGAGUCAAUGCCUCAGGUUGAAGAGGUUGAUCCUCGCUCAUUCGGAACUAAAACUGCAAAGGGCCAGUUCGUCCUCAAAGACUUGGGAGAUGAAGUUCACUCUAUACUGCAGAAAGCAGAUCAGGAGAAGGCCAAGUCCAACACACCCAGCGGCAUGGUUAGCUCCGGUCUUGGAGCUAUCAGCGGCUUAUUCCGGAACGUGGUCGGUGGAAAGGUGUUGACCAAGGCCGACCUUGAAAAGCCUAUCAAAGCAAUGGAGGACCAUUUGCUGAAGAAAAACGUUGCGCGCGAAGCUGCUCUUCGCCUAUGUGAGGGUGUGGAGCACGAGCUGGUGGGGAAAAAGACCGGGAGCUUCCAGAGCAUCGAUUCCGCACUCCGCUCGGCGAUGGAGUCCUCUCUGCGCAAGAUUCUCACACCGACAUCGUCGUUGGACCUGCUCCGCGAGAUCGAUGCCGUAACGUCUCCUCGCAACAAUCAGCAAGCUCGACGCCCAUAUGUAAUCUCAAUUGUGGGCGUCAACGGCGUUGGCAAGUCGACAAACCUCAGCAAAAUCUGUUUCUUCCUGCUUCAAAACAAUUAUAAGGUCCUUAUCGCGGCCUGCGAUACGUUCCGUUCCGGCGCUGUGGAGCAGCUACGCGUCCAUGCACGGAACUUGAAAGAGCUCAGUGAGAGAGAACAAGUCGGACAAAUUGAGCUUUACGAAAAGGGCUACGGCAAAGAUGCCGCGAAUGUCGCCAAAGAUGCAGUCGCCUAUGCCGCAAGUAAUGAUUUCGACGUUGUCCUCAUUGACACUGCCGGCCGUCGUCACAACGAUCAGCGUCUCAUGUCUUCCCUGGAGAAAUUUGCAAAAUUUGCUGCUCCAGACAAGAUCUUCAUGGUUGGGGAAGCACUUGUUGGCACGGACAGUGUGAUGCAGGCGCGCAAUUUCAAUCAGGCAUUUGGGACCGGAAGGAGUCUCGAUGGGUUUAUCAUCAGCAAAUGCGACACUGUAGGAGAUAUGGUUGGCACGCUGGUCAGUAUGGUGCACGCGACGGGCAUUCCAAUUGUCUUCCUGGGAGUUGGGCAGCACUAUGGGGAUCUGAGGGGAUUGAGCGUUCCGUGGGCGGUUGGACUGUUGAUGAAAUGAGCAUAGCACCCGUAGCAUAGGAAUGUAACUCCUGGACAGACUUACCAAACCGGUCCUCUUCGUCAGCUUUUCAUCUUGUGCUCUGCUUGUCGUCUCCUGAUCGACCUGGCUGGUCCCGGGCUGGCUUGGCGAGGGAUGGCUCAGGGCUUGGCGCGAGGAUCCGCCUUCAACGGCUCUUUUUUCCUUCACGGGGCAAAAGGGAUAUCGCCGCCACUGAUUCAUGACCCAUGGGAGACGGCACAGA
Molecule: messenger RNA, 2188 nt
Organism: Coccidioides posadasii C735 delta SOWgp
Lineage: Eukaryota; Fungi; Ascomycota; Eurotiomycetes; Onygenales; Onygenaceae
Biological process (GO): intracellular protein transport; SRP-dependent cotranslational protein targeting to membrane
Cellular component (GO): signal recognition particle receptor complex; endoplasmic reticulum membrane
Molecular function (GO): signal recognition particle binding; ATP hydrolysis activity; GTPase activity
Source: RefSeq, a predicted model, not a curated record